UUGAACCGAUGCUUCAUCAUAUACCUCCAUCAACGUCGAAAUCGACCUAACUUUGCAAUGGAGGGAGCCAACGAUGUGCAGGAUAGAGAUUACAAGUUUUUAAGAAAGGCGGUUGAGGAAGUAUAUGAAGGUGUUGAAUGUGGAGAUGGAGGCCCUUUUGGUGCCGUUGUUGUACAAAAUGAUCAAGUUGUUGUGAGCUGUCACAGCAUGGUCUUGAAGAACACAGAUCCAACCGCGCAUGCUGAGGUCACAGCAAUAAGAGAGGCAUGUAAGAAGCUGAAGCAGACUGAGCUUUCGGACUGCGAAAUGUAUGCAUCUUGCGAGCCUUGCCCCAUGUGCUUUGGUGCCAUCCAUCUCUCAAGGAUCAAGAGGCUGGUCUAUGGAGCCAAGGCAGAAGCAGCCAUUGCUGUCGGUUUUGGUGAUUUUAGUGCCGAUGCAUCGAGAGGUACCGGCUUCUACCAAAAGGCACAACUGGAUAUCAAAAGAGCAGAUAGUUGCAGAACAGGUCUUUGAGGAACAAAGGCAAAGUUCCAAAUGUACUGAACUCUGUUGCUGUGCUUCCAAAUGGCUUCUACUCCAUCAAGCUUUGACAUGUCGAAUAAAUUAAUACAACGGUAGUAGCCGUGCUUAUUCGAUCCUCUAUAGCGAAAUGCGAAGCAUUUUGAUCGUUA
Molecule: messenger RNA, 671 nt
Organism: Malus domestica (apple)
Lineage: Eukaryota; Viridiplantae; Streptophyta; Magnoliopsida; Rosales; Rosaceae
Product: guanosine deaminase-like
Biological process (GO): purine nucleoside catabolic process
Molecular function (GO): guanosine deaminase activity; zinc ion binding
Source: RefSeq, a predicted model, not a curated record